AUGACCUUCUAUCUGCUUAGUGAGGGCCUCACGUGUGUGGGGAUCUGUUCGGGUGCCUACGAGUCGCUCAAAGUGCUCUCUCGGGUGGAAAAGGGGGUCGAUACGGCCACGCUUGCUUCCGUUCUCGAGUUCUGGAUCGUAUUAGCUGCUGCAGCGAUCUUCCAGCAGUACCUCGAGUUUUUCAUUUCGUGGUUCCCGUUCUACUACCUUUUCAAGUGCAUCCUGCUGGGUCUACUGCUGACUCCAAGCAAACACUUUCCUCAUCUACUGUUCGAGGGUUUUAUUCGGCCUGCGGUGGUGACUUUGAAACGCGAGUUGGACAUGAACGUGUUGCCCGUUGUCGAGUCCCUGAUCAUGAAACACGGCCACUGGUUCAACUCAAAGCUUUUGGCUCGUUCGCUUCAACUUUCUUCGGAGGAAGAGCUCCUGGAGCUUGAGCGAGAUCUGCAGGAGAAGCUGACUCAAGUUCGCGACGAGAUCCGUGGAAGGUAG
Molecule: messenger RNA, 492 nt
Organism: Phytophthora sojae
Lineage: Eukaryota; Oomycota; Peronosporomycetes; Peronosporales; Peronosporaceae
Exons: 7
Coding region: 1-492 (163 amino acids)
Source: RefSeq, a predicted model, not a curated record